Molecule: messenger RNA, 2252 nt
Organism: Rhagoletis zephyria (snowberry fruit fly)
Lineage: Eukaryota; Metazoa; Arthropoda; Insecta; Diptera; Tephritidae
Gene: Lsp2
Product: Larval serum protein 2
Source: RefSeq, a predicted model, not a curated record
AAACAGUAUGUUUUCGCAAGAUGAGAACGUUCACUUUGGUUGUACUUGUAGCGCUGGCGCUAUUCGCUAGUGUCUCAUCGAAGAAUAUUGAGUCGAGAACUGCCGACAAGGAUUUCCUGAUUAAGCAAAAAUUCAUUUUGGAAAUCCUGCAACACGUCUACCAGGACGAUGUUUUUAUAACUAAAUACGACUCCAGCUACUACGAAUACAAACCUUGGGAACAUGUUGCUGACUAUCACAAGCACGAAACGUUGGAGCAUUUCUUCGAGCUGUGGCAACACAAGCCUAUGCAUGAUGAUGAGAUCUUCAGCAUCAUGUACGAGCGCCAUGUUGAGUACGCCGUGGGCUUGUCACGCUUAUUCUAUUUGGCCAAGGAUUGGGAGACCUUCACCCAUGCCGCCAUGUGGGCUCGCCUAAAUGUCAACAAGCAGUUAUUCAUCUACGCCUUAACUGUGGCCGGUCUGCACCGCGACGAUAUGCAAGGUAUUGUCUACCCGGCCAUUUAUGAAAUCCACCCGUGGUCUUUCUUUGAUGUGGACACCAUUGAGGUAGCUGAGCGCCAUAGAAUGCACGACUUCCAUCAGGUCAAGAAAUUGGACAACAUUUACAAUGUCGCCAUCAAGUCCAACUACACCAAUGUCUACGGCAACUUGCACAAUGCUCACGAACUCGCCUACUUCCUGGAGGAUGUUGGUCUAAACGCUUUCUACUACUACUACAACUUGGACUAUCCAUUCUGGACCAAGGGUAUUGAGGGUAGCGAAUUGAACAAGGACCGUCGUGGUGAGUUCUGGAUUUACACUCACUUGCAAUUGUUGGCUCGUUACUACUUGGAGCGCUUGUCUCACGAUAUGGGCGAUAUCGAGGUCUUCGACAUGUACGAGUCUGUUCCCCAUGGCUACUACAGUGGAUUGCGUUACUACACCGGCGUGAACUUGCCCAACCGUGACAACGGCUACAGCUUCUAUCACCCAGAAAACAUGGAGCACAUGCGCAUGAUCCAUCUGAUUAGCAUGCGUAUAAUGAACUUUAUCAACGAAGAACACAAGGAUGAUGUUGAGGCGGUUAACAAGUUGGGCAACCUCUUGCAAGGCAAUGCUGAUAGUGUUGAUCGGAAAUACUAUAACAGCAUCAGCAAGUUGUACAGGGACAUAGUGAACGACGGCAUUUCAUAUGGCAAAUACCACGAAACUUUGCCAACUACCUUCAUGCAUUACGAAACCUCUCUGCGCGAUCCUCUUUUCUUCCAGAUCAUGAAGGACAUCAUGCACUUCUAUUGGCACAUGGCAGAGACGUUCCCCGAAUACACCGUUAAGGACUAUGUCUUCGAGGGUGUGAAAAUCGACAAAGUUCAAAUGCCCGAUCAUCUGACCACUUACUUUGAAUACUACGACUCUGACAUCAGCAAUGGCGCAAACGUUGAGGUGCCCGUAGAAGGCAGCAAUGAUCCAUUGGUGAACUUUGGCCGCAACUCACAACACGGCGGCAACAGCUUUGUGAUCAAGGCACGUCAAUACCGCUUGAACCACAAACCAUUCCAGUUCCAAAUGGAUGUGACCUCUGACAAGGCGCAAAAGGCUGUCGUUAAGGUAUACCUUGGUCCCCAACAGGUUGGUGAGAAAUACGACUUCAUCGAAAAGAACUACAUGAACUUCUUCGAACUGGAACAUUUUGUUGUUGAUUUGGUGCCAGGCGUCAACGUGAUCACCCGCAACUCAGACGAAUUCAGCUGGUGGGUGGAGGAUAGAACAACCUACUUGGAAUUGUACAAGAAGGUUAUGGAUGCCACCAACUCGGACUACAAAUUCGCCUUGAACCAAAAGGAGGCUCACUGCGGUGUGCCCCAGCGCUUGAUGUUGCCCGUUGGUAAGAAGGGUGGUAUGCCAUACCAGUUCUUCUUCAUGGUGUACCCAUACCAUGAACCAGCAGUCAAACAGUACACCGGCUACGAUCCAAUCAUCUCUUGCGGCAUUGGAUCUGGCGCUCGCUGGGUCGACUCGCUACCAUUUGGCUUCCCCUUCAACCGUCCAGUCAAGCAUGGUUACUACUUCGAAGUGGACAACUUCCACUUCCUACCAAUUAUGAUCCACCACAAGGAGGACACUACAAAUGUAGUCUAAGCACAAGUUCGGGAUUCAGUUUGUAUACCAAUUUUUUUAUUUUUUUAUUUUUUAAAGUUGCUUUGAAUUUAUGUGUUCCAUAGUAUCGAUCUGUAUUUAGCUAAAUAAACGAUUUUUGUAUAUAAUAACAAU